Messenger RNA from Clonostachys rhizophaga, 1545 nucleotides. Lineage: Eukaryota; Fungi; Ascomycota; Sordariomycetes; Hypocreales; Bionectriaceae. The record is from the annotation of a GenBank genome assembly.
AUGCCGCGGACAUAUCUGGGAGUCUCGGGCAACGCCCUGAGCAUUCUUCAGCUCUUUCUCAUCGUCGCUCCGGCCUUCAUCCUGUUUGGCUACAACCAAGCCAACAUCGGUGGAUAUUUGGAAGAAUCGGACUGGGUGAAGACUUUCCCAGAGAUCGAUACUGUGAACUCGACCGGCUCUGAGAAGAGCAGGAAAUCUACCCUUCAGGGAUUCGUCGUUGCUACAUUCACCAUCGGUGCUCUCGUCGGCUCCCUGUCCUGCUCCUACACAGGUGACAAGUUCGGACGUCGAAAUGUCAUCUUCGCUGGCGGUCUGGCCACUCUGAUUGGCGAAGUUCUUCAGGGUUCGGCUUUCUCGCUCGCCCAAUUCAUCGUCGGCAGAGUUCUUAUCGGCUUCGGUGUUGGAUGUCUCAGUUCAAUUGUCCCUGUGUGGCAGAGUGAAACCUCCGGCGCCAAGAACAGAGGAAAGCAUGUUGUCCUCGACGGCCUCUUCAUCUGCGUUGGCUACACUUUGGAGUCUUGGAUCAACCUCGGAUUUUUCGAAUUCGUUGACGGCAUGAUUACAUGGAGACCUCCUAUCUGCUUGGCCAUCAUCUUCUCCCUGAUGCUCUGCUUCUCCGUCUACUUCUUCCCCGAGAGCCCUCGCUGGCUCGUGAUGAAGGGGCGAUCCGAACAGGCUCGAUCUAUCGUAGCUUCGUUCCGAGGCCAUGAAGAGGAUGCCGUCGAAGUCGUCGCUGAGGUUUCCGGUAUUGAACACUCGCUGGAGGAGACCAAGGUCAGCGGAUCCAAGCUUACGGAUAUGAUGACCAUGGGCAAGGACAAGCUGCUGUACAGAUUUGCUCUGUGCAUCCUGUUGCAAUUCUAUCAGCAAAUGUCUGGUUCCAACCUCAUCUCAGUCUACGUCCCCAUUCUUUUCAAGAAGAAUAUUGGUCUGUCAGCCGAGCUGUCCAAGAUACUCGCUGCUGGCGCCAUGACCUGGAAGUUUUUGUCUUCUUUCAUCGCUUUUGUCGCUAUCGACCGAUUCGGACGACGGGCUGUCUUCAUGAUCAGUGGUGUUGGCAUGUGCUGUUGCAUGACUGCCCUGGCAAUCACCACUUCGAUGGAUAAAGAAAACAAGCCUGCGAUGAUCAUAGCUGGGUGCUUCAUCUACCUUUUCAACACAUUCGUUCCCAUCGGAUUCCUUGGUGCCAACUUCCUUUACUGCACUGAGGUUGCACCCCUGCGCUUGCGUAUGGCCAUGUCUUCCAUUUCCACGGCGAACCAUUGGCUUUGGAAUUUCGUUGUGGUUAUGAUCACACCCGUUGCGAUCGAUACCAUCUCCUGGAGGUACUUCAUUGUCUUCGCCGCGGUUGGAGCCUGCAUCCCUCUUUCAGUCUACUUCUUCUUCCCAGAGACUAUGGGACGUUCCCUUGAGGAGAUUGAGACUCUCUUCACUGAGGCUCCUUCCGCCAUGGCCACUGUCAAGCUUGCCAAGCAGCCUCCAGUGCCCGUGAUUCCCGUCGAAGCAAAGAAGAUGGAACAAGCCGUGCAUCACGAGGAGCCUUGA